Molecule: messenger RNA, 693 nt
Organism: Dibothriocephalus latus
Lineage: Eukaryota; Metazoa; Platyhelminthes; Cestoda; Diphyllobothriidea; Diphyllobothriidae
Source: the annotation of a GenBank genome assembly
CGCAUGGGCCUGACCGUGUGUUCCGUGUUCGUGGUCUCCAUCGGACCGUGGGUUUACAUGGGCAAAUUGCCAAGCCUCCUGAGUCGUCUGUUUCCUUUCCAUCGUGGACUGUGUCACGCCUAUUGGGCCCCCAAUUUUUGGGCGUUGUACAACACUUUGGACAAGGUUUUGGACCUGUCAGGCAAAUUCCCGGAAUAUUGCAUAGACAAGACAACAGCGGCUGCCGGGGGAAAUUUCGUUAACAUGACGAGCGGACUGACCGGUGACUACGUCCACGCAUGCCUGCCAACCAUACGACCGCUACACACGGCAGUACUCACCCUUUUCUUUGUCCUGCCCAGUCUUCUAAUUUGCAAGCGCUGCACCAAUCCAACUGACGAAGAAAACCCACAGGUUUUGGGCUGUAUCCUCCUGCGGGCUGUAGUAGCUGCAGCCUGGGCCGCCUUCCUUUUCAGUUGGCACGUCCAUGAAAAGGCCAUUCUGACGGUGACUCUUCCUCUGCUACUUCUUGCCGUCGUCUCACGUAAAAUCCGUGGCCUCGCCUUCUAUGUGACCACGCUGGCUCAUUUUAGUCUACUCCCGCUCAUUUUUACACCUGCCGGUAAGUUCAAACAAGCUCCUGCUCUCUUUGAUACUGCAUCGGACUGCAGAAGUGCGUGUCUGUAUCAGCUUGUUUGUCAGCUGCGGUCUUAG